This is a messenger RNA of Homo sapiens (human), 8402 nucleotides long. RefSeq names its product heterogeneous nuclear ribonucleoprotein C (gene HNRNPC). Gene Ontology annotation, molecular function: nucleic acid binding; RNA binding. NCBI's taxonomy places the organism in Eukaryota, Metazoa, Chordata, Mammalia, Primates, Hominidae. The coding region runs from base 5406 to 6326 and encodes 306 amino acids. The record is from RefSeq and is a predicted model, not a curated record. Gene Ontology annotation, cellular component: nucleus. The transcript is spliced from 10 exons.
AGAGGAGACUCGGGGGCCAUUUUGUGAAGAGACGAAGACUGAGCGGUUGUGGCCGCGUUGCCGACCUCCAGCAGCAGUCGGCUUCUCUACGCAGAACCCGGGAGUAGGAGACUCAGAAUCGAAUCUCUUCUCCCUCCCCUUCUUGGUUACAAAACACUUGAAAUAUAUAAGUUAGUGGAACUUUGCUUGAGGUAGGUAUUAACUCUCUUUCUCAGACGGAAACUGAGGCAGAAAAGUGUUGGUUGCUAGGGUCAUAUUAAGUCAGUAGCAGCACUAGUAAGGAAUUUGACCACGAGGUCAGUCGAGUGGUUUUUACCUAGUUAAUGGAAUACCUAGUUAAUAUAGUUCUAAAACUACUGUAUUGCAAUCUUUGCCAAGAACCUGAUGACGGAAACCACGAGGUAACUGGAAAUUCCCAAAUUGCGCUUAAGAAAAAUACUACGAGACUUGAGAAUUUUUUAACGUAACUUCCUAAGUGUAAGAUGACAAAAUUUGACUUUCGGGAUAUUCUGGCGUUAAUUUUCCCGUCCGCCUAAAUGUGGGCAAAAAUUCACAGCUACGUUAUAUUAAGCAAAUAUUAACAGUGCCUAUUAUUUGCUGGGUGCUGAAAUUUGAUAAAAAACUUAAAAGUUAAAAAAAAUUGUUUAGAUCUUUAGUGUCACAUUGACUUAUCUGGGACAUCGCUUUUUUUAAUCCUCACAUGAGAUUUGGCUAAGUUUAUUUUUCACAAUCUGUUAAUCUCACAAAAACUAAAGCUGUUAAGCACAGUUUAAACCCAUUCUGCAGGGUAAGAAAUUCAUCUGUAAGGCAAUCUAUUUGAUAGGAAGUAAAAUAAGGGUCAAAAACAUCGCGACCCCUUUCUUAAGGCUUAAACAUGUAUAUUAUUACAGGAACUUAAAACUAAAGUUUAUCAUUGUGCUGAACUGUUAGAAAUGAGGUUAGGGUAAAAAUGGGAAAUCAUGAAGUAAAAAUGUUGGCAAGGAGAAAUGUCAGAAAUUAGUAUUUAAGAACUGUUAAUAGUAGUUGAAAUUGAUUGACGGGCACUUUUCUUUGAGGUUUUCGAAAAUGGGUUCCUUCCGGUCAGUAUGUAUAUCAGCGCACCAAAAAUUCUUUGAGUUAAUAUCCGAAACUGUUUGCCACGGUAUUUAUAUCACAAUUCUAGGUGUGUUCUCAACUAGAUAGGCGUUUAGUAACAUUUUCAUAUUGGCUAGGGGGAAAAGUUGAAGAAGGAUGGCCAGGUUGCAGGUUUUCUGACCUUUUUUUUCCCCCUCAUGCUAGUGCCACUCUCGGGAAUACUUGGUGGUUGAUGUUCCUUCUGUAGAGAAUUUAAACAGCUUACGUUUGUAAUUAAAUCUCUAGAGGAUUUGACAUGGCAUUCGACCUUGUUUUGGAUGGAAUGGCUGUGCGAAACAAGCAAAGAAUAAACUCCAAAAUAGCUAGUUGCUCUAAUUUUAAAGACUAAGGGGCAAAUUAUUAAAUCUUAAUAAAGUGUUGAAUGUGAGAGGUGUUGGCUGGGGAGUAAGUUUGCCUAGGAGUUAGGAGAAAUAGAUUUUAAUCCUCCUUAGGCAAAUAAGGGGACUUAGACUUUUUUUUAAAACCUAUUUGAAUUUUUAGUUUCUAAUUCAAAUUUUUUGUUGCCAGAAGCCUAAAAACUGUACAGAUUGAGUUUUAUUAAAAGCAGUUUUGUUUUUUUUUUUUUUUUUUUUUUUUUUUUUUUUGAGACGGAGUCUCGCUCUGUCGCCCUAGGCUGGAGUGCAUGUCGUGGCACAAUCUCGGUUCACUGCAACCUCCGCCUCCCGGGUUCAAGCGAUUCUCCUGCCUCGGCUUCCCGAGUAGCUGGGAUUACAGGCGUGUGCCACCGCACCGGGCUAAUUUUUAUAUUUUUAGUAGAGACGGGGUUUCACCGUGUUGGCCAGGCUGGUCUCGAACUCCUGAGCUCAGGGAGUCCUCCUGCCUUGGCCUCCCAAGGUGCUGGUAUUACAGGCGUGAGCCACCGCACCCGGCCCCGGUUUUCUAAAUUGGUAGUUAUUAUUACUAUUCUUAACCACAUUAUUUCAGUCUUCAAGUACUUUAUUAGUAGUUGUCUCUGGGGAGCAUUAUUUGCUCUUAAUAUGCAUAUUCAUGUAUUCUCAUUGGAAAUGGGAAGGUUUUGGUUUUGUGCAUACUAGAUUUACUAGAGGAUUGGUGAGAACCAGAACUUUGAGGUGUAGCAUAACUACAGGUAUUCUCGAUAUUGGAAAUUUUGAGUUUAUUAACAUAAAAGGAAAAAAGGUUUCUUUGGUACAUUUACUAUCAUAGGUUAUGUGUUUUUGGAUUUAUUUAUAUUGUAUCAGGAAAACAUUAUUUGGUGCUCUAACUUGAUUCUGUCACAGUACACUGGAAGGUCAGGCAUUUUGUUUAAAGAAUUGAUUCUAAGGCCGGGUGUGAGCCACGCCGCCUGGCCUCAAGGAAUAUUCUUGAUUGAAAAUGGUGCUAAAGUUGGUCUUUUUAUGAGUGGUAGCUCUUCAGUUUAACAUAAAUAACAUCUUGGGAGAUACUGAGCUUUUUGAUAUUGAAAGAUAGAAUUGGUUUCUUUUCACAUUUUUCUUUAUUUUUAAGCUUAUGUCUUGUGGCACCUGUACAAAGGACUUGGUUGUGGUUGAGCUAUAAAGUUAUGUAUCUUGAAAAUUGAUUACCAGGUUUGGGCUGUGGCUCCAAAUAAGAAAAUGAAAUGUUUCACCAUAACUGUAUUUCAUAAACAGGAAAAGAACAUUCAGAUGUAUAUUUCUUACAAUUCUUCACAAACUUUUUCCGCAAUUUGUACAUUCAUACAGUUUUCACACAUCAAAUGUAAAAAUUAACUGUCAUUCCUACACUGUUCUUUUUAAAAAUGUAUGGUACUUGUUGCUGCUGUAGUCAUUCAUGUAUAGUUGGCUCAAGGAACACUUCUAAAAGCUCAAUUAAAAAUUUUUUUUUUGAGACAGGGUCUCUCUCUGGCCUGGCUGAAGUGCAGUGGCGUGAUCAGAGCUCACUGCAGCCUCGAACUCCUGGGCUCAAGUGAUCCUCGCUCCUCAGACUGCUAAGUAGCUGGGAUUUCAGGCUACCACACCCUGCUAAUGUUUUUUGUUUUUAAUAAAGUCUCGUCAUGUUUCCCAGGCUGGUCUCAAACUACUGAGCUCAAGCCGUGCUCUACCCUGGCCUCCCAAAGUGUUGGGAUUACAGGUGUGAGCCACCACACUUGGCCUUAAAAUAUUUUAAUUUCCUCAAAUUUACAAAGGAGAAUAAGACCUCAUGGCUAAAUUGAACAGUGAGUGCAGCUAGUUCAUUGUUUGCACAAGGAACUACAGUCUAAUUGCAGUUCCUAUUUUAGCUGAUGAAACAACCAGUUUGUCAUGGAAAUUAUUUUAGUGUGGUAUUAUGUACCAGAUUUUUAGAAUCCAUAACUUGAAAUUAGCUUUACACGCUACAUAGUAAAUAGUGGACUACAGAAACAAAAGUAUUAACAUAAGGACCUUAAUUUUUUUCACCUAUUUUAUGACCUUAAAUAUUCAGUAUUUUUUUAAUUCCAUCUGUAUUUUCGUUUUGUCAGUGAGUGGAAUAAUGUGCUCCUUAUUUAAAACAUCUUUUCCCCUAACAGUAGAACCUAUUAGGUCUUGUGGUUUGAUCACUCACUGGUUUUGAGAAUAGAUGAGUCAUCUCUAGUAUAGAUCUUCAUGGUAGGCCAUUCACCUUCAGUCUAUUACUCAUAGCAAAAACUCCACGGACUUUUUUAAGUUUAAAACCCAUGAAUCUGCUUAGGUUUUAUAAUCUCAGUAUUUGACAUUUGCUCACUAUUUCAUCUCUAUUUGUUGGCCCGGUUUUUCUGUAUUUUCUUUGCCCAAACUGCUCAUUAUCAAGAUGAACAUUUGGGAUAUACUCUUUUUGAGACCCUCAAGGGCAUAUUGACAUGAAUUUAGUUAAUUUUAGUCAUCUAUUGAUGUUGAAGAAUUGUGAAGACAGUCACUGGUAGAGGUGAUUCUAUGGAGGCUAUCCCAUCCCAGUGGAAUGUUAAUGCUUUACCAAAAUGUGUUAGCUGCAGUAGACAGAUGUUUCUGUCUUGGGGGUUUAGGGCACAACAUUUCUGAGGAACUCUGACUCAAUCUGUCCCUUCUCCUUUCACAGGGCAGCAAGGCGAACCCCAUCCCUACUCACUGGAGCUCAGCUUUGAUUUUUAACCUCCCUUCCCCACCCUUCCAGAACACACACAUUCCAUUCCAAAACUGAUUUUAUAAAGACAUUUUAAACAUAAUGAUGCAACUUGGUGUGCACUACAGCAAAUGUACAGGUGUUUUUUUUUUAAUUGUUUCCAAAACCGGGACCUGGAUUUAAGAUGUAAUUUUUAAAAUUUCUAUUUCUAUUUUUUCUGCAGCAGUUGGGUUAGAGGAGGAGGAGCCUUUUAGCCUCUCAUAAACUGACCUCUCUACUUCCUCGUGUAUUUUUAAGAUUGAUUGAUGAUGUGGAAAGGGCUUUGCUUGUCUGCUACUGAAAACUUUAUCCUUGCGGUUUUUGUGGAAACUGCUUUUGGAAAGAGAAAAGAAAUGAACUUUACUGACUUGACAUUUUUGCACCUCCCGUUUUUCUAAUCUGGGCUAUUUUUAUUUUUGUUUUUUUACAGUGAGAUUUUUUUGAUCUUCAGCUACAGUAAGUUAUUCCAAUUUUUUUUUAACAUUUUUCCUGACUUUCCGCUGAUUUCCUUUUUAUUGUUGUUACUAGUUACUAUUACUUAUUAUUAUUAUAUUAAUACUUAUGAUGGUGAUGAUGAUGAUGAUAAUGACACUGAUGAUUUUUAACCGGAUUAAAAUCGAGUUUUUCUGAAUGUUUCUAAGAAUUUCUCCGGCCUCCUGAUUGACUUUGGAGUUUUGCAUCUUGGGAGAGAAAGCGAAGGCAUUAGUAUUUUUAAGUGGUUUGAUCACGUAAACCUUUUCUCUCCCAACCCCACCCUUGCCCUCAUCCCCUUCCCCACACUGAAAAGAAUUUUACUGGCUGUUAAGUCUAUGACCUUAUUUUUCCUGAUCUUUAACUUAACUGUUUUAGAGCAUCUCUGGACGUCUGUAUUUUUAAUUUUUUUUAUUUUUGUUUUUUUAUUUUUAAUCUUUCAUUUGUUAAAUUUUUAAACUGUGCUGCAAUAAAAUGUGUGUGGUACUACUUAACACUUAUGAUCGUGAUGGCAUUUUCCCUGAAAGCCAUCUUCCUCCUGUUUCCCUUGAAAUCCCAUCCUGCUUUUCCUGUACACUACCCCUCACAAACCACAAGCUGCAGCAACAUGGAUGCCCAGCCUGGAGCAGCAGCAGCCAGGAUGACCUGGAGCCAGGGGGGCCUUCGGAACAGAUGCACACCCUUCCUGGGUGAUGUUUUCGGCUUUGUGAGAAACCUUACCAUCAAACACGAUGGCCAGCAACGUUACCAACAAGACAGAUCCUCGCUCCAUGAACUCCCGUGUAUUCAUUGGGAAUCUCAACACUCUUGUGGUCAAGAAAUCUGAUGUGGAGGCAAUCUUUUCGAAGUAUGGCAAAAUUGUGGGCUGCUCUGUUCAUAAGGGCUUUGCCUUCGUUCAGUAUGUUAAUGAGAGAAAUGCCCGGGCUGCUGUAGCAGGAGAGGAUGGCAGAAUGAUUGCUGGCCAGGUUUUAGAUAUUAACCUGGCUGCAGAGCCAAAAGUGAACCGAGGAAAAGCAGGUGUGAAACGAUCUGCAGCGGAGAUGUACGGGUCAGUAACAGAACACCCUUCUCCGUCCCCUCUACUCAGCUCCUCUUUUGACUUGGACUAUGACUUUCAACGGGACUAUUAUGAUAGGAUGUACAGUUACCCAGCACGUGUACCUCCUCCUCCUCCUAUUGCUCGGGCUGUAGUGCCCUCGAAACGUCAGCGUGUAUCAGGAAACACUUCACGAAGGGGCAAAAGUGGCUUCAAUUCUAAGAGUGGACAGCGGGGAUCUUCCAAGUCUGGAAAGUUGAAAGGAGAUGACCUUCAGGCCAUUAAGAAGGAGCUGACCCAGAUAAAACAAAAAGUGGAUUCUCUCCUGGAAAACCUGGAAAAAAUUGAAAAGGAACAGAGCAAACAAGCAGUAGAGAUGAAGAAUGAUAAGUCAGAAGAGGAGCAGAGCAGCAGCUCCGUGAAGAAAGAUGAGACUAAUGUGAAGAUGGAGUCUGAGGGGGGUGCAGAUGACUCUGCUGAGGAGGGGGACCUACUGGAUGAUGAUGAUAAUGAAGAUCGGGGGGAUGACCAGCUGGAGUUGAUCAAGGAUGAUGAAAAAGAGGCUGAGGAAGGAGAGGAUGACAGAGACAGCGCCAAUGGCGAGGAUGACUCUUAAGCACAUAGUGGGGUUUAGAAAUCUUAUCCCAUUAUUUCUUUACCUAGGCGCUUGUCUAAGAUCAAAUUUUUCACCAGAUCCUCUCCCCUAGUAUCUUCAGCACAUGCUCACUGUUCUCCCCAUCCUUGUCCUUCCCAUGUUCAUUAAUUCAUAUUGCCCCGCGCCUAGUCCCAUUUUCACUUCCUUUGACGCUCCUAGUAGUUUUGUUAAGUCUUACCCUGUAAUUUUUGCUUUUAAUUUUGAUACCUCUUUAUGACUUAACAAUAAAAAGGAUGUAUGGUUUUUAUCAACUGUCUCCAAAAUAAUCUCUUGUUAUGCAGGGAGUACAGUUCUUUUCAUUCAUACAUAAGUUCAGUAGUUGCUUCCCUAACUGCAAAGGCAAUCUCAUUUAGUUGAGUAGCUCUUGAAAGCAGCUUUGAGUUAGAAGUAUGUGUGUUACACCCUCACAUUAGUGUGCUGUGUGGGGCAGUUCAACACAAAUGUAACAAUGUAUUUUUGUGAAUGAGAGUUGGCAUGUCAAAUGCAUCCUCUAGAAAAAUAAUUAGUGUUAUAGUCUUAAGAUUUGUUUUCUAAAGUUGAUACUGUGGGUUAUUUUUGUGAACAGCCUGAUGUUUGGGACCUUUUUUCCUCAAAAUAAACAAGUCCUUAUUAAACCAGGAAUUUGGAGAAAAAAAAAACCCUGGUUUUUUAUUUUUGUAUUUUAUUAUUGUUUACUUCAAACUUUGUUUUACAGCGUCCUCCACAAAACCUCUAGAAUGCACUAGAUAUAUUUUUCUUGGAGUCAUAAUCAUGAUGCAUACCAACACAACACUACUCAAAUUAUAUUUCAUUGAGAUGCAUGUUGCAUUGAGGAGUCAACUUGACAUAGAGUGGAGACUUUUUCAAAAUGGCUUUUACAUCCUAAUGAAAGUUUGGGAAGUAUAUCCUCUCUGCCUUUUCAUCAGUGCUUUGUGGUCCAGCUGGCACCCUUUCUGAGGUUUGUGUUUUGUGCUAAAUGGUUUUGUCCUUAAAUAGGAGAGGCUCAAAAACAUCAAGAUUUCAGGAAAAUGGCGACAGCUGCAUAAUGGAACCCCCCUGCUUCUAUUUUGUUCUUUUAAUUACUAUUUAUAGCCCCAGUUACCUUCUGAAUUCUGAAGUGUAUAUACCUCCAUGUUCCUGAAAACAAGAAAACUCUUACUUCCUGAUAUUCCAUAGACUGCCUUCCCAGGUGAUUGAGAACAUAGAGAAUGUUACACAUUUAUUUUACUCUAAAUGAUCUUUUACCCCUGUUAGCUAAUCUUUGUGUUUUCCUCAACUUUAUUAAUUACAGUGAUUGCAUUUUUAGCAUCCAGUUGUAAGAUGAAUAUAUUAAACAGCUACCAGUGUUGGUGAUACCUCAUCCUUGAAAGGCUUAGUUCAUUUGUGUUUUAUACUUCAGUUUUUCCAGCAUAGCAGAAAAUGCCGCUUAUAAUUUUUGUGCACACAAACCUUGGAUUCCCCUGUAAAGUUGCUAUUGUUUCAUAGCAUGCGGCACUGGCCUUUUUUCAUCCUACUCAUUACAGGCAAAACUCAUGUCUUAUUUAUGAGGAUUUUAUAGAUCAUUUUCUGUAACAGGUGACAAAAGCAGAAAAGAAUGAAGAGGCUGAAGUAUGAACUACCCUUGGAGCCCAUAUACAUGAUAUAGGCAAUUUCUUUUGUAUGUUAAUUCAGUCAAAAAUACUACCCACUUGAUGUUUUCUAAUCUGAUGUGAGCUCAUGUUACACAGACUUUUAGUAAGUAACCCGUGACUAGAAAAUAAACUGGAUGCUUAGGAGAGAGUGUCAGAUGUAUAAGAUGCUAAUAAAACCUGUUUAAUAUUAUUGUUAGCUGUAAGUUUUUGGGAAAUACUGAACAAAUUAGUCCACAAUCAAGUGUCUACUUUUCCCUUCACUGUAGGGCCUCUCCCUGCACAGAGCAGUCUGUUUAGCUGUGAACACCACAAUCUGCAGAUGUUCAAGUCCCUUACAUAAAAUGGCAUAGUAUUUAUAUGUAACCUAUGCAUAUUCUCCUGUAUAUUUUAAAUCAUCUCUACAUUAAAAUACCUGAUAAAAUGUAAA